AGAGAGAAAGUGAGGAGGAGGAUCUUCCGCCCCAUCACCGAUGUGAAAAGAUCACAAAUGACGAAAAACAACACUGCAAACCGGAGGAAACCAUGACGCAGUUUUAGCCUUGUCGAUUCUCGUGGACGUCGAAUUCGUGAAUAUUUCCCCCCCCCGGCCUGCCAGCCCUGGACGGCAGAGGCACCAUGGUGGAGCAGUCAGACAGAGCCCCGCUACUAGACUGGGAGGAGAUCCCACCGUCGUCCGACCCAAACCAGGCGGCUCAGUCACCACCUGCGGUGCCCAAGGAAACGGAUGCGACGUCGGGCAAAAAAACUUUGGCACCAGUCUGCCUCAAGGUGACAGACAUUGGCAGGAGGAACGACAAUUCCACCGUCACCUGCCGCCCGACAGCUGUUGUUGACGACCAAGAGAGAAGCCCGAUCGGCUGGGAAAAGCUUCCCAGCUACACGCGGGCUCAGCCGAUACCUCCCAUCCCGGAUCUGACAGUGAAGGAUCAGUGGGAAGAGAAAGACCACAUCGUGGCUGUGUUUGUGGUCACCUUCAAUACGCGGUCAGGAAACAUGGUCGAGUGGUGCCUACCACAUGACAUCAAUCUGGAUGGAGUUGAAUUCAAAGCCAUGGCCAGUGGUUCCCAUAGGAUUACCAAUGACUUUAUAUAUUUCCGCAAAGGCUCUUACUUCGGGCUGGCCUGUUUCGCUAACAUGCCUGUAGACAAUGAGCUGGAGCGAGGAGCCAGGAUGAAGUCUGUGGGAAUUUUGUCUCCUUCCUACACACUGCUAUACCGCUACAUGCACUUCCUGGAAAACCAAGUCAGACUCCAGUUAAAGAAUCCAGGCCACUAUUCUCCACUGGAGGCCUUCUAUGAGGACAAGAAGGCCAUCCUUCCACCGACAGGAAACGGACUGGUCACUGUUUGCCCUACCUGGAGUGUGACCACCAUCAACCGCUGUAUGCAUCCGGAAAUGAAGAUCACUCACCCAGCUGGCUGCAUGUCUCAGUUUGUCCAGUUUUUUGGGGAGCAGAUAAUGGUGCUGUGGAAGUUUGCACUGCUUCGGAAGCGCCUCCUCAUCUUCUCCCCACCACCAGUCGGCGUUGUCUGCUAUCGAGUUUACUGCUGUUGCAGUCUGGCCAAUGUCUCUUUGCCUGGAAUUGGAAUGUCUGUGCCUGAAUUACGUCCUUUCUUCUACAUCAACGUAGCUGACAUCCCUGCACUGGAAACAGAGAUGUCAUAUGUGGCCUGCACAACAGAGAAGAUUUUUGAAGAGAAGAAAGAGCUGCAUGAUCUGUACAUUGACAACCAAAAUGUGAAAACACACAGGAGCCAUUUGCUGCCUCUGCUGCGGCUGAAUGCUGCAGAUAAGGAGAGGUACAGGAAACUGAGCGAACAGAGGCAAAUGUUGCUGUACUCUCAAGAGGUGGAUGGAGACUGUACGUCGAAUGAGGAGGAUCUUUUUAUUGUGUUCUUCAUGGAGCUUAAUAACCGCAUCUUCCAGAUCAUUUCAGAGGUUGCAGGUAGUGCUGAUCCAACCCUGACGGCAGAGCAUGUGAGGGCCAUGGGGCUGGAUCCCCAGGGCGAUCGCUGCUUCCUGGUGGAGCUACUGGAAGUGUACGGGGUUGACGUCACUCUUGUUAUAGACAACCUCUGCUGCCACUAGCCUUGGAAAUACUGGAUAACAGUGGUUGUUGGUGACUUGAAGACGCACACACACACAAACAAACACACACACACACACACACACACACACACACAC
Molecule: messenger RNA, 1754 nt
Organism: Hippocampus comes (tiger tail seahorse)
Lineage: Eukaryota; Metazoa; Chordata; Actinopteri; Syngnathiformes; Syngnathidae
Gene: dennd11
Product: DENN domain containing 11
Exons: 9
Coding region: 186-1658 (490 amino acids)
Cellular component (GO): cytoplasm
Source: RefSeq, a predicted model, not a curated record